This is a messenger RNA of Pteropus alecto (black flying fox), 4904 nucleotides long. RefSeq names its product sprouty RTK signaling antagonist 4 (gene SPRY4). The record is from RefSeq and is a predicted model, not a curated record. The coding region runs from base 303 to 1202 and encodes 299 amino acids. NCBI's taxonomy places the organism in Eukaryota, Metazoa, Chordata, Mammalia, Chiroptera, Pteropodidae. Gene Ontology annotation, cellular component: cytosol; membrane. The transcript has 2 exons. Gene Ontology annotation, biological process: animal organ development; multicellular organism development; negative regulation of fibroblast growth factor receptor signaling pathway.
AUUUUACAGUUGAUAAAACUAAAGCACAGAGGUUAAAAAACCUCAUUCGCGGCAACACUGAGAGACAGAGGGGAGAAUUUGAACUUGGAUCUGAUUCCAGAACCUGUGCUUAUCACCACUGAGCUAUCUAUCUUGAAUAAGGAGCAUGUUCCACAGGGAUUACAAGAAAGAACUUGGAUGGUUCAGAUUUGAGUCCUGGUUCUGCUACUGAUAGUUUUGUGUGACUUUGGACUGGAAAAGGGAUAAUAAUAGCAGGGCCCCUAGAAGCCUGUUUCUCAGCGCAGUUCAAGACCUCCAGCCCCAUGGAGCCCCCGAUCCCACAGAGCGUCCCCUUGACUCCCAGCUCAGUCAUGGUCCAACCCCUUCUUGACAGCCGUAUGCCCCACAGCCGGCUCCAACACCCCCUCACCAUCCUCCCCAUCGACCAGAUGAAGACCAGCCAUGUGGAGAACGACUACAUAGACAACCCUGGCCUGGCAGCUCCCGCUGGCUCUAAGCGGACCCGGGGUGGGGCCCCAGAACUGGCCCCGACACCUGCCCGCUGUGACCAGGACGUCACCCACCACUGGAUCUCCUUCAGUGGGCGCCCCAGCUCCGUGAGCAGCAGCAGCAGCACAUCCUCUGACCAGCGGCUCUUAGAUCACAUGGCACCACCUCCCGUGGCUGACCAGGCCUCGCCAAGGGCUGUGCGCAUCCAGCCCAAGGCAGUCCACUGCAAGCCGCUGGACCUCAAGGGCCCAGGAGUCCCACCAGAGCUGGACAAGCACUUCCUGCUGUGCGAGGCCUGUGGAAAGUGUAAGUGCAAGGACUGUGCGUCCCCCCGGACGUUGCCCUCCUGCUGGGUCUGCAACCAGGAAUGCCUGUGCUCAGCCCAGACCCUGGUCAACUAUAGCACCUGUAUGUGCCUGGUGCAAGGCGUCUUCUACCACUGCACCAACGAGGACGAUGAGGGCUCCUGCGCCGACCACCCCUGCUCCUGUUCCCACUCAAACUGCUGUGCCCGCUGGUCCUUCAUGAGUGCCCUCUCGCUGGUGCUGCCCUGCCUGCUCUGCUACCUGCCCGCUACAGGCUGUGUGAAGCUGGCCCAGCGCGGCUACGACCGCCUGCGCCGACCCGGAUGCCGCUGCAAGCACACGAACAGCGUCAUCUGCAAGGCCGCCACCAGUGAGGCCAAGGCCUGCAGACCCGACAAGCCUUUCUGACACUUUAGGUCGACGCCCCCGCACUCUCUCUCUCUGGAAACUUGGUUCCCUUAUGACACCUGAGAAGACCGCAGGUGUUCGUGUCCUGAGGCUGAUCUUGCCAGUGUGCCCACCCGCUACCCCAGCUUCUGAAGAAACAGAGACCCUAUCGCCAACCCUCUUCCCCAAAAGGAUGAAGAAGCACUUUGGGUUUUUUCAGGGUCCUGGAACUUUGUGUCAAACAGCGACAGGGGUGUGGUGUGGUUUGGGGGGCGGGAUUUUUUUUUCCAGAAGACGGAACACAGAUGUGGCCACAUAUCCGGAAGUUGCAGCUGCUUGAAUGCCUUCCCAGUUCCCCCUCCUCCCUCCCUUUCUGCCAUCCCCCCCCGCCCCCACCCGCCUUUUUCCAUUCUCCUUGGCUGCCUGGGAGGAACUGCUGAGUGGCCAGAAGACCUUUGAAGAAGACCCUUGGAAUUCUUGACUUGAUGUCUAUACCUUUUUCUCCUCCCUGUCCUUCCCCACAGUUUGGUAUCUUGGGGAAGGUGUAGACCCUGGCAGCCCCUGUUUUAUAUACUUGGGAGCCCCUGAGAACAGAGGAUGGCCAGUGAAUACAGGCCUCGUUUCCUUGCUCUGUCUUUGCAGCCACGGAUGGAUUUAGGAGCCACUACACAGAGAUGUCCCUUCCAGCUCUAUCACUAACUCUUGGGGGUGUUCCACUUAAAACACCGUCCUCCGGUUCUCAUUGAGUCACAGGCUCACCUGCCCACUAUGUGUUCUGAGUUCUCUCUGCCCAGAUCCUUUCCAGAAACUUUAUGGGUGGAGAAGUACAGGGCGGCAAGUGCGAGACCAAAUAUCAUUUUGCCAAUGAGUCUGAGGCUGUGGUCUCUGGAUCCAGUCAUUAUGUUUUUAUAGAAUAAUUAAACCAGAUACUAACGGUGUUUUAGAAAAUAAUAAUAAAACACUUGCUUCCUUUUGGGCCACCCCCAGGAAGGGCUGAUUUCAAAAUCUGGGGGGGCAAGCAACCUCAAGGAACACAAACCCCCUCCCCACCAAGAAGAGGAUUUUUAACAGCAAAGAAGAGAGGCAGCCACCUCCCACUGGCAGAGCGACAGUGGAGCCGAGAUGGGUGUGGGUUUCUUCUCUUCUGAAUCUGCUGCUUGCUGUCAUAGCCUUUUAUGUACAGUGAUGUGUCUGUAUCUUUAAUGUAAAUAGACAGAUGAUGAAAAAAAAGUCUAUUUUAGUGUUAGGAAGCCCUGGCGGGGGGAGUCAGAAGAAGGUGGGUAAGGAAAAGAUUCUCCAGGGACUUCUUGGGGUUGAGCCCUGCUUCUGUGCAUGGCCAUACCACCCCAUCCUGACAGCCCCCAAAGACGUAGCAACUCUUUCUCUCAAGGUGCUAAAGGACUCAGAAAGUGCAGCACGUCCAGUGGGUAGGUACUUGUUGCAUGCAAACAUUGUAGUGUGUCUGGUCCUUCUCCCCAGCUGUCAUGCGGGGCUUUUGCUUCAUGUGGUAUUUUGUGUUAACCCCGCUCCUCCCCACCACGUAAGAGGAAGUGGCCUGGGUCUGAAAAGUUACCCCAGGUGAAAUUGGAAGUUCAUGAGGUAGAGCGUUUGUAGCAUUUCCGGUGUGUUCUGUGGGAACAUAAUUGCCUCCAGGAAGGAGGCAAAGAGGCAGGUAGCUACAAUUGGCAUGCACCUAAUGCUUCUCAAGGACUUUCUUUUCCCCCUUCUCUAAGAUGAGUAGUAACAACUUAUGAUUUAGAAUAAGUUAAUUGUAACCAUAGGUAUUUAUUGAUUGGAGGAAGGAGGGGAGGGUCUUAUUAUUUUAGGCUUUAUUUAUAUAACGUUUUGCUAGCUUGUAAAAGGCAGACAUGAAAUAUUGCAUCUGUGUUUUCUAAGGCUGAUUCAUGUAGCUACCCGUGCCACAGUCGUGACGGAUGUAUGGAUGUUCUUGCACAAAUGGAAAGAAUGGUAGAAAAAAACACAUUCAGCCAACCACUCAUACUAAUUGAAUGUAUCAGAUGUGUGCUGAAGGGACUGGAGAUGUCUUCCUCAGAGUAGGUGUGCAGAGGCUAACCCCCAAACAAGAGGGCACGUAUCUGCCCUUAGCCGGGCCUCUGGGACCUUUCCCAGAGCCCCUCCCUCAGAUGUCUCCAUGGGAAACUUGACCCAGUGGCAAGUUGCACUUUGGCGAUGGUGUUCUACACACCCGUGCUGUGGAGAAUUGAUUUACAUAAGCUGUGUAGACAUGCACACAUACACCUACCCCACAGACCCUCUAUCAACACAGACCCUAUUUCUGGCAAACGGUCUCCUGAAACCUGACUUUUUGUGUACAUAGUUGUAAACACGGAUUUUUCUGGGUUUUGGUUUCCUUUUUCCCUUUAUUUUUUUUCUCCCCUGUUUCGGCUUGUCUCUUUUAGUUUGCAUUUAACCUGCUAGGUGGAUGUCUGCAGAACUCUUCGUGUCCCACGUGCUCGGUGGUGAAGGGAAGGAGUGGAGCAGGUGGGGCCCUCCCCGCUCUGUCGCAUAGCAGUCCUUCGGCAUGUUUUUCUCGGCUUCUGGGCAAAGGAAAAAAAAACUGGCUUGCCCGCGGACCCUGGGGGCCAGUCAAGGGCCACUGAGGGACCAAGUUCUCAGAAACACGACACAUUUCUGUGGCUACUUCUGGCUGAUCGUAUUUCCUGUCACCAACAGCUUGCUUGGCUGAAUUAGGCCUCGUCUUGACCUUUUUUGAAAAGUGCCAGCUGGUUCCUACUUCUAUGCGACCUGGAGUGAGUGGUGGUUCUGCCUGGAACCUGGGGUGGGGCCCACAAGCCUGGGUCCAGGACACAUGUCCGAGGGGACCUUGGUUGCUACACACUGGGAGGCGGAUUUGUGAAGGCCCAACACCCCACAACGUACCCCGGGAACUGGGUCUAGGGUAGCAGAGCCCUCCCAGUUAGACAACGGGGCACAACCCAGGUUUCUCAAAAGUGUCCCUGGCUAGGAGAUAGGGACCAGGCCCUGCUGUUGAUAAGGGCCCUUCACAGCUGACAGAUGGAAGACCUUCAAGUGACAUGUCUGGUUCUUUCAGUGUUCUGGAGUCUGUGUGGGUCCCCACUGUACAUCGAGUGAGACCCAGUUAGAUAAUGACUUGUCCAAGGUUGCACAACAUGGAAAAAACGUUGGGUCGGACCAGCACCCGGAAUCUGUCACCUCGAAGCUUCAUGUUCACCCCAUGCUGCCCCAGAGAUGUCUGACGGGCUGUGGGCAGCAUGACUUUGCACUGUACAAUUCAGUUCACUAGGGCAUCCCACAAGCUUCACCGGCCUUCUGGUCCAUGCCUUCGGUCAGCAUUUUCACGCCCUCUGCUUACUGUGACAGUUGAUGACAAUUCUUGCGCUGCCAUUUUUCACUGUGGGUAACUGUGUGGUGUCUUAUCUGGCUUUCUCUUCUCACUGCCCCACAGUCUGGUUUCGUGUUACAAACAGAAAAGCUGUUCAAGGUUCCCAUCCCAUCACAUCUCUUCAUUUUCCCUCUUCACUGUAGUCCCUUCUCACCCCACAACAAAAGUUACCACAGAAGGUUCCCUUUGUAUAGAAUAUUUAUUUUGAAGCUCUAUUUUAAUAGUAUUUAUUUUAGAAAGUCUACUAUUGUAAGAGUUCUUCUGUUUGUGAAGAAAAAAACAGGUUAAAACUGAAUGUACUGAUCUAGAAUAUAUAUAUAAAUAUAUAUUGUUAAAUA